Molecule: messenger RNA, 1549 nt
Organism: Lytechinus variegatus (green sea urchin)
Lineage: Eukaryota; Metazoa; Echinodermata; Echinoidea; Temnopleuroida; Toxopneustidae
Product: cell adhesion molecule 4-like
Exons: 1
Coding region: 1-1275 (424 amino acids)
Biological process (GO): cell-cell adhesion
Cellular component (GO): cell-cell junction
Molecular function (GO): cell adhesion molecule binding
Source: RefSeq, a predicted model, not a curated record
AUGGCUUUACAGUUUUUACUGCUUUUGUGCUCUAUCAUUGCAUUGACCAAUGCCGUGAUUUUCACAAGUGAGCCCGAGGACCUAAUGGUCGACCAGGGGUCUCGAUUCCACCUCAACUGUGCCAUCCACGGACUCCUUGCAAACCAAGAGGUCGUCUGGAGGAAGAACAAUAUCUCCAUCAGCAUCGGUGCCGACGUGAUGGGUGACCACCUCAUCGUCGACCUCAAGAGAUACCGUGUCGUCCAGGACAUCACACAUGGGUCGUACCAACUGAAUGUCUUCGACAUCGCAAGAAUGGACGAUGGUGUGUACCAGUGCGUGGUGUACAACAACACUGGCAUCCACCUUCAUGAAGUGGCUGUCCAGUCUCGGACAGCCACGGUCACUGUCUACUACACACCUGUCAAGAAGUACCCCUACUGUCCUUUUGGUGAAGCAUCCAGGGAACUGAAUGUUGGUGAGAACAUCCCAGCUUGUAUAUCAGAGAAGGGACUCCCACCGGUGAUGCUCGAGCUCCAGGGUGCCUUCGAUGAUUUGCCUGCGACUCACACAGAUUACUCAACAGUCCCAGGGUUUGCCGUCUUGACGAUGAACGUAUCGGAAACUGAUGAAGGAAGGACGUAUACUUGCCGUGCAAGAAGUUCUGAUUUCCAAUUCUAUACGAGUACAUGUGAUGUUGGACCUCUACGCGUGGUUUUCCCGCCGCGUGUUGCGAUCAGACCGAUCAAGGCAGUCCCGUCGGUCGGUGACGAAGCCGUCUUCGUAUGCGAGAUCGUUGCUAAUCCUCAACCAACCAGCAUCAUAUGGUCGUUCAUCCCGCCAAUGGAUAAAUCACGAUAUCGGCUUUAUGAUGAGAAUAAGACCUUGGAGAUCGUACGCAUUCGUGAACAGGAUGAUAACCGCAUACUCGUCUGCACCGCAGGGAAUCGUAAGGGCAAUACGUCCUCGGAGCGAGUCGUUGCGCUCUCAAAGACCCACCGUCCUCGGGGAUCGGACCCACAUGCUCCAAACGAAAGACAACACGACCAAGAUCACUUCCUUUUCACACGAUGCAGUGACGCCAAUGCCGUGAUCGUAGCUUGCCUGAUCGCCCUCGCCAUUCUCUUUCUCGUAUUCGUGUUCGUGGUUUGCUGUCGAACGAAGACUUGUAAGUGCUUGAAAUCACCAUCAAAAUCCUGCAUUGAGAAUACUGGGCAGAAGAAAAUACAACAGAUAGAUCAUAUCGAUGCGAGCUAUACGAUGUCGAAUGACGACACGCAAUUGAUUGUCAAAUGAUUGGCUUAUCUUCCGAGUUAGCCUUAAAAGAGACAGGAGAGACAUGCUGCCUAAGUGUAUAUUCCAGGUGUUAUAUGAAAAGAUGUCACGUUUAUCAUCGAUGUGGAUUCGAUAUACUUUACUUUAUUGAGCAUUGGACAAGUGCACAGAUCCAUCAUGGAAACGUACACUUCAACAGCCAAUAUUGCUACUGGGUAAACGGACAAGUCAUCUGAAAGCUUUGAAAAGGCAAAAUCACUCUUUGAUAUCUUAGCUCACGUUUAACUUGGUAAAC